Messenger RNA from Ogataea angusta, 1815 nucleotides. RefSeq lists its product as uncharacterized. Gene Ontology annotation, cellular component: membrane; endoplasmic reticulum. Bases 1 to 1815 code for a protein of 604 amino acids. Gene Ontology annotation, biological process: GPI anchor biosynthetic process. The transcript has a single exon. NCBI's taxonomy places the organism in Eukaryota, Fungi, Ascomycota, Pichiomycetes, Pichiales, Pichiaceae. The record is from RefSeq and is a predicted model, not a curated record.
AUGCAGAAGUCCGUUGUCUCCAUUUUUUGGCCCACAGAUUUGCUGAAUCCUGUGUCUGACCACAACCUGGUUGUAGUUGGAUACAAGCUUAACAGCCAAAUAGUGGUGAUUGACUAUAUCCAGUAUUGCAACUUCAAAAAGCUCAACUUGCAAAUCGAGAGGAACAACCUCUGUCUAGAAAUUAUAGGCACAGUCAACUUCCAUCAUUUGAACUAUAGAAAUUUUAGGUUUGAUGAUUGCACAAACAAACCUGUCAUGGAACCACAUGAAAACCUCAUCCUCUUCAAACCUCCCCUAUCCAAGAAAUUGGAGUAUUACUCCAUCAACCCCAUUUCCGUGGACAUUUUCUGGACUGUGACGUCGCAGGAUGCGCUCCCUUGUUCUCAAACAUCACCUAACAAGCUGGCCUUGCAUUUCGGUAGGCCAUCGAAAACCAGAGACCUCGAAGAUGUCAUGAAAUUCAUUAAUCUCACAGAGUAUACAAGAUACAAGCUUUUGCAUUCCCACAGAAAUAAAGGUUCCUUUUACAAAGACACCAUCGGCCAUUUCAUCAACUGGAUCGGAUCCGUUGUUCUCGCUUUGUAUUGUGCAACCUUUCAACCUAUUUGCAGAAAAAUAAUCAACGUUUUGAGCUAUCCACUGUGGUUCAAUCCGGAAACUAAGACAUAUGUCACCCUAUCGACUUGCAGCUUUGUACUUCAUCAGCUGAAUUUCAGAGCUAAGCAGUUUCACCACCUUCCUAUGCAGUUCCAAAGACUGCGAAACUCCAAUUAUGAAACUGAGAAAUUGCUAAUAAAAGGAACUAGAUUUUCUCCUAGUGAGUACAUCAAAUUCUAUAACUCACUUUGGUUAAUACUUAAUGAUUUACUGAUGGGUAUUGUGAUGUCAAAUUUCUUGUCCAAACAUCAUAGCAUGCUAGUACAGGGAACGAAUUUACUAAUCUCGAAGUUUGAAGACUCGCUAUUAUACCUCAUCAAGUGGCUCAUGAAUUCUCCCGGUGGCUUCAAGCUCAACAACGAACUUGCUGAAUUUUUUGGAGAGCUCUUCAUGUGGGUGCUAGACUUCUGGAAUGAAUACGUACUCCGAACAAUGGUUAUCAACUCGUCUACUAUCAUCAGAGCUAUUACAUUGCUUGUCAAAUUUGGCGGAUUGAAUAUGCUCAUUGCAUCCAUCAUGGACAUUCUGGACCUAUUGUGUAUGCACUUGCGAUGUUUCUAUUUUGCAUCAACUCGUGUAUUCAAUUGGCAAUCUCACAUCCUACAGUCCCUGUUCAGACUAUUUUACGGCAAAAAGUACAAUAUAUUGAGGAACAGAAUAGACUCUCAUAACUAUGAGUUUGACCAGUUGCUUUUCGGUAUCAUCAUAUUCACCCUGUUGGUCUAUCUAUUGCCUACAGUGAUUGCAUUUUAUCUGAGCUUUGCCGUUGGCCGGCUUCUCACUCUCGUCCUUCACACGGCUCUGGAAAAUCUUCUGGUCACGUUUAACCAUCUGCCAAUAGUGGUCCUUCUUCUCAAAGCGAAACAUAAAGAGAGAUUGCCCGGGGGUGUUAUUUUCGAGUGCAGGACUGCACAUAACGGCACUCACUACUUUAUGCUAAUGGCAAGACCCCUGAGUUUGAAGGAAAUCAUCAAUAGCCAUAUCAAAUCAAUGAUGGUGUUCAACCUCAACAACCUCCAGGAGUUCCAGCACGAAGGGUUCAAAGCUAACAUAAAAGAUGUCAUUAAUCAAUGGAACCGCGUAUCGCUGGUUGGAGUACUUAAAAACAUUGCAUUUGGGAACUUCAUAAACAGCUUUGACUAUAAGAGACUGUUCUAA